AUGGCAUCCCUUCAUCAUCUUCCUUGUCUUCUCCUUUCUCUGUGGCUCACCCAAUUUCCUGCAGGAUUUGCCUCCGAUGCAUCUAUUAUAGCCACUCUCAUAAACCCUUUGAGUUGCUCUGCAAAAAUCAUGACAUGUAAUGCCUCACUGUACCACAUCAACAUCAGUCUGAACAAAGAACAAAUUGCCUCUUUCUACUCUGUCUUUCCAUCGGAGGUCAAUCCUAUAAAACACAACAGCAAACAAGAUUACCUCAUAAGUGUGCCUUGUUCUUGCAAAAACAUAUUUGGCACUGUUGGAUAUUUCUAUGAUACAACCUACAAAGUGAAGCCAUCAGACACAUUUUAUGAUGUCUCCAAUCAAAUUUACAGCGGCCAACCUUUGUCUGUCAAAGAAGAGCUACCAAAAUUCGUUCCAGAAGCCAACUUUCCCAUUCAUCUUCCGUGUGGUUGUGUAGAAAGUGACUCUCAGAUUGUGGUAACAUAUACAGUUCAGGAGCAUGAUACACUGUUGGAUAUUGGAACUCUGCUGUCUGCCAAAAUUGAUAACAUAGAAAACAUGAACAAAAAUAUGACUGAGAACCCUUCAUUCAUAGUUGUGGGUUGGGUGUUGUUUGUUCCCAUGGAAAAGAAUGGACUUAAAACAUCAAAAACAGGAAUCAGACACAAGUGGAUGAUACUGAUUGGCAUAACAUUAGCUGUGACAUUACUUUCAAUCAGCACACUGAUCCUUCUCCUUUAUAGGAGACGAACACCAGAAAAAAAUGUGGAACUUCCAAAUAAAUCUGUGUCCAGAAGCUCCAAAAGCUUGGCUGUCCAUAGAUCUUUUUCCUUGCAUAAUCAGUUACUUCAUAAAGAAAACAUGGAAGAUGGGCCAGUUUUUGAAUCAGACGGACUGCUAAUAUUUGGUGUUGAGCAGAUUGAAGAGGCUACCGGUUACUUUGAUGAAACUAAGAAAAUUGGAGAGGGUGGAUAUGGUAGUGUGUACUUUGGAGUAAUAGGGGAGAAGGAGGUUGCCGUAAAGAAGAUGAGAUCGAAUAGUACCAAAGAGUUCUUUGCAGAGCUAAAAGUCUUAUGCAAGAUCCAUCAUAUUAACGUGGUGGAGCUUUUGGGGUAUGCAAGUGGAGAUGACCACCUCUACCUGGUGUAUGAGUAUGUUCAGAAUGGAUCACUGAGUGAACAUCUUCACAAUCCAUUACUUAAAGGUCACCAGCCACUCUCUUGGACUGCAAGAACACAAAUUGCACUGGAUGCUGCGAAAGGUAUUGAAUACAUUCACGACCACACAAAAGCCCGAUACGUGCACCGUGAUAUAAAGACAAGCAAUAUUCUACUUGAUGAGGGGCUCAGGGCAAAGGUGGCAGAUUUUGGUUUGGCAAAGCUUGUUGGAAGAACCAAUGAGGAAGACAUUAUAGCAACAAGGUUGGUUGGAACACCAGGCUAUCUUCCCCCAGAAUCUGUCAAGGAGCUCCAGGUGACUCACAAAACUGAUGUAUUUGCAUUCGGAGUGGUGCUAGCAGAGCUGAUCACAGGGCAACGUGCACUUUUCCGUGACAACUGUGAGCCUGAGAAGAUGAAAUCUUUAAUUACAGUUAUUAAGAAGAUAUUCCAAGAGGAGGACCCAGAAUCAGCUUUAGAGGCUGCCACAGAUGGAAAUCUCCGGAGCAACUAUCCCAUGGAAGACAUAUUCAAGAUGGCAGAGAUUGCUGAGUGGUGUUUGAGUGAAGAAGCAGUGGAGAGGCCAGAAAUGCGGGAGAUUGUUGUGAUGCUCUCACAGAUUAUGGUAUCUUCAAUUGAAUGGGAAGCAUCGCUUGGUGGGAAUAGCCAAGUUUUCAGUGGUGUAUUUAAUGGAAGAUGA
Molecule: messenger RNA, 1857 nt
Organism: Prunus armeniaca (apricot)
Lineage: Eukaryota; Viridiplantae; Streptophyta; Magnoliopsida; Rosales; Rosaceae
Source: the annotation of a GenBank genome assembly